UUUUAUUACAUUUACAUUCACACGCGCACACUCUCAUAUAUAAAACAACACACACAUCCAUAAUACAUAAUCCGACUUCAUACACGAAACAUGCGCCUCAUUGAACAACUAUCUGCAACUCUUUUCGCCGCAACUCUCGUCUCCGGCUGGGAAACCACCCAGAUGCCUGAGAAAAUCCGCAAAGAGCUCUGCGCUGAGCAAGUUCUUUUCUGCACCAACAUCUGCGGCGGCCAAUCAUCCACCCGUGAAGCCUUCUGCAAUGUCAACACCCUGGGCUCCAAAUGCACCUGCACAAACGGUGCCGAGUCCGCCAUCCGCCGCUACCAAUGGCCGGCCUACCAGCGCGUCUGCGAAGUCCAACGCCUGGAAUGCCGCAACACCUGCGACCACAGCAAUAUUGCGGCAAACGAGAAGGCGUUUUGCUUCAACAGCUGUGACUCGAGACUGGCUUGCAACACAGAGAAUGCGCCGGAUCUCAAGGUCAUGGUUCAAAAGUACGACGAUCCUACGACGGGAAGCCCCCCAAAGCCGCCAGUUAAGCCCAAGGAAAACGAGGAAGAUAAGAAGCAGGUGAUCAAUGUCAAUACGGGCGCUGACGCGGAGAAGGAAGAUAAGAUCAAGGAAAAAAAGGGCCCUAAGGACGAUAGUCCCAAAAGAAGAGGCGGCCCGGUGCCCGCUGGUAAAGCCAAUAGUGCUGCCGUCCCCUCAAUGGCAAACGGCGCCCUGACUGCUGCCAUUUUUGCCGCAGUUGCGCUGACAGGCACAAGGUUCCUAUAAAAAACCAAC
This is a messenger RNA of Kickxella alabastrina, 786 nucleotides long. RefSeq lists its product as uncharacterized. The record is from RefSeq and is a predicted model, not a curated record. NCBI's taxonomy places the organism in Eukaryota, Fungi, Kickxellomycota, Kickxellomycetes, Kickxellales, Kickxellaceae. The coding region runs from base 91 to 777 and encodes 228 amino acids. The transcript is spliced from 2 exons.